This is a messenger RNA of Bombus pyrosoma, 1169 nucleotides long. Its product is annotated as protein C19orf12 homolog. The record is from RefSeq and is a predicted model, not a curated record. The transcript is spliced from 3 exons. NCBI's taxonomy places the organism in Eukaryota, Metazoa, Arthropoda, Insecta, Hymenoptera, Apidae. The coding region runs from base 246 to 662 and encodes 138 amino acids.
CGAGAUAAAUAAUGUAUAGAAAAAUAUCAAUAUGUAUACAUAUGUAUUCUUAUGUCCAUAAAAAAUAUACAGAUGUAUCUCAAUCUCGCAACAUUUGCUAAUUAAGUCCUCAUAAAAUUACACAUUGUAAAAGUGAAUAUUGCCAAAAGUUGCUAAAAUUAAGAAGUUUUUUACUUAUUAAGUUUUGAGUUAGGGAAAGCAGAGCCAAGGGUUGGGCAACAGCAGAUAUUAUAUCACUAGUUACAAUGGAUUUUCCAACAGACGAAUUAUUAAGAGAAGUUUUACAGUACCCAGCUGUAAAAAAUAUAAAGGUUACCGUAAACUCCUGUGCAAAAUAUGCAGCGAUAGUCGGUGGAUCGACAUUUCUUGGUGGUAUAAUUGCUGGACCACUCGGACUUGCACUGGGUGGCGUAGCUAGUAGUAUUAUAUCAGCAGCUGUUGGAUGUAAUGAAUUUAAAUCUGCUCCACAUAUCAUUUUGUACGAAACUACUCCAGUACAAAGAGAAAAACUAGCACUAUUAAUAGUUAAGUUCCUUAAUUUAAAACAUAUUUGGACUCUUAGAGAUCUCUUAUGUUUUAGUAAGGAAGAAUUGGCAUUAGGGAUAAUACCUAUAAUAGUAAAAUUUUUAACCGAUGAUAUGCAUUAUUCGAUAGCAAACUGAUCGUGGAUUGGAAAGAGAGAUCGUCCUGUAUAAAAUUUAUUGACCAAUAUAAAAUCUAUAAUUAUUUUUGACAAGAAUGAAUAUUUGUAAUUAUUGAAAUAAUUACUUCAAGAAAAACUUUACGUCUUUAUUUAUGUAUAUUCGCGACUUGGAGACCGCUGGUACACAGAAAAUAGAAUUUAGUGAAACAAAAAUAAUCUAAAUAAGGAGAGAUCCAUAUUAUUGUACCCUUGAAUAUAAAUUGUAUUUCGGGUUACAAGGUCUAAGAACGAAGGAACUAAUAAAUAGAUUCCUAUUUAUGUUCCUUGUAGUCUUUAGCUAGAGAUACAAGGUUAACUUUUUUGGUAAUGUUCUUUUGCUGUAUAUAUAUAUAUAUAUAUGUAUGAACGUGCUCCCUAUUCUAUUGUAUUGUAACACUAAGAGAGUGAGGAUCCGGAUCAGCAUAAACUUAUACAUUAUACUUAUACUUAUACCUUUAUUUAUUUCAAUAUAUCUUUCUAUUACAAA